UUUCUCAAGUGUACCCAGAGUACCUCCGCAGCAGCAGCGGCAAUCUACUGUGCCCCAUCAUCUGUCUUGAGCGGGGUUCCCGAUAUUGUCCGCAUCAUGGCUGCCGUGUACGCGAACAUGCAGCCCCAGGAGGAGCUGGUGGCCCUGUUCCGCCGCAACCUCACCCUAGACCCCAUGUGUCGUCCAGCACCCGUACCCGCACCGGCUCCCGCUCCCGUGCCGGCCCAGCAGCCUCAGGAGGAACGCAAAAUCGUCUACAUCUCGCAGCACUACACCCACUCAGCGCACGUAGCAAAACAGAAUGCCCAACAAUCACGCCCCAGUUCAGAACCACCCGAGAGCGAGCACGCCCUCGUAGAACGAGUGCUUCGGGAGCACAGCGUCGACCCCGCUGGUCUCUCACCAGCCCAGCUCCACCUCUUCAAAACCGUCGACACCCCUGAGAAGUUCCGCCUCCUCGAGCUCUGGCGCGCCUGCCCACCUACCAACAGCAACGACAAUCCAUUCCUCACCUGGAGCACGACAACCGUCGAUCAAGAAGAGGUUCUGGCCCGGCUGCGCUUCGAGCAGCAACAGCAGGAGCUCAUCGACCAGCAACUUCAGCAGGAGUUCAGCAUGAGCGACUCGCCCGAGCCGGAGGCUAACUCGGAGUCCGAGACGAUCAUGUCGCUCGACGGCACCCCGCUAACGCCCAUCCAGGCGGGCGACGGCCGCUGGAUCGCUGCUGCCGCGUCGUACCACUACAUGGAGCCCUACAUGGCGUCGGGAUACGAGGAGAUGGCCCGCCGUGAGUACGAAGAGUCCGUUCGCAGGGCGUAUGCUGAGGCUGUGGCGCCGCCCACUAAGGAGACGACCGAUUCGCUCGGGUGUGUUGCCCUCGUGGACAGCGCUGGGGGUAUGCCGACUUUUAGCCCCGCGCACGCCGAUCCCGUGUACAAGACGACAAAUGUCGGGAUGGAUCAUUGGAGGAGGGAGGCGGCCAUGGCGGAUCAGUAUGGGCGGAUUAUGGCCAUGAGGGAGGAUGAGGAGAUGUUGUGACUUCUAUAUUUGG
This is a messenger RNA of Parathielavia appendiculata, 1051 nucleotides long. RefSeq lists its product as uncharacterized. Bases 97 to 1038 code for a protein of 313 amino acids. The transcript has 2 exons. The record is from RefSeq and is a predicted model, not a curated record. Lineage: Eukaryota; Fungi; Ascomycota; Sordariomycetes; Sordariales; Chaetomiaceae.